GGGGAAAGGGACAUUCACCCAAUCAGAAGCGGUCUAAAACUUGUCAGAGGAAAAAAAAAAGGGGGUGUCUUUCUGGAUACAGUGUGUGUUUGUGUGUGUCUCAUAGCGUUUUUGAUUCAUUUUGUGGCCCCGGGUUGCGUGGUGCUGGCUGUGCGCGCAGCGGGAGGCGCAUUGUGCGUAUGCAAACUGGACGACAUGGCCAUUGUGCGCGUUUGGGCAUAUAUGGAGGCACCGGUGGCUCGGAGAAUACAGCCCGUCUGAAGUCUCGGGGAGAGUCGCGUUUGUCUCCUGCACUCGACUUUUCUCCACUUUCCAACAAGCGCUCCGCUCCGUCGCUAUGAGCUGCCUGGAUGUGAUGUACCACCAAAGCUAUGGAGCGCACUACCUCCCUGCAGCGGCGUACAAGGCGACGUACUACAACCACCACCAUCAGCAACAACAGAGGAAGCUGAGUGUCUACAGUAAGAUGCAGGAGUGUAUGGAGCAACAGCAGGAGAAUCAAGGACCAGGAAGAGGGAUGCAUCCCUCCAGGGACCAGGGCCUCCGGCACGGUCCUGUACGCGAGCUAGGAGGCCGCAGAUCGAUGUCCAGCUCAGAGCUGAAGGACAGUACCCAACCAGCCGAGGCGGAGUACUUGAGUUCCCGGUGCGUUUUGUUCACGUACUUCCAAGGCGACAUUGGCGAUAUGAUAGAUGAACAUUUCUCCCGAGCUCUCAGCCAGUCCAGCGCCUUCAACAGUGAGACCAAGCCAAUCAGAGUGACUCAGCAGUCGGCUUCAGCCACCGCCGGUGUAUGGAAAGAUGGUGGUUCUCUCUCCGAGGGCCAGAGCGGCUCAGUUUGGAACAGCACCACUUAUCCAUCCCAGACCAGUCCCUGCCUCCCAUCUGUCUCGGCCUCAGUCCACCCAGACUUUUCCCCCAGCCCUGUUUCCUUUAAUCACCCAGACGGAGCUCUGUGGGCCGGACACAUGCUCUCACAGGCCAGCCUCCCUCCUCCGGCCACGCUCCCCGAGAGCUGGACUUACAGCCUGAACACCCAGAGCACGAGCGGCUACACCAACGUCCACGACGUCUACCAUCCUCACCCCCACGCCCAUAUCCACUCCCGGCACCACCACCACCCAAUGCUCCAUUCAUACCCGGCCCACAGCCCAGUGCUGGAUCCCAGGUUCAGUCCUUUGCUGCUUCCGGGUGUUAGGAACCAGAGUCAGCCAGCUGCCAACGCUGGGAGCUCCCCACACAGUGACGGGGUGAAGACGGAGAUGAAUCCUGGCAGCAACAGUCCUGUAACAGCUACGUCUGUCACAUGGACCCCAUCAGCCCUUCAUGGAUCUCUGGAGACAUACGACUCAGCUCUUGAUCAGACCAAAGCAAAGACGUCAGUUUGGUUCUAAUUGCUGAACUGAGAAGAAUCAAUUGACACCAAAAAGGAUCCAUUCUGUGGCUUUAUCAAUGUAUGGCUGCAACACCAGCACUGUAUUGUAACUGUAGAUAGAGAAUGCUAACUGUAGCUUUGACUAUGAGUCCUGCACUGUCCAUACAACUUAUUAUGAGGGUUAACUCAGGCUUUGGACUUGAACUGACAGCGAUCUAAUGCUUUGGCUGCAGGUCAGAGGUCAAGGAUUUCGCAAAAUGGCAAAAAAACACACGACUAGCUUUAAGGAUGGAAGUCCUCCUCUUCACUGUCAGCACAAAAAUAUUUUUGAUGCAACGUGAGACCAAGUGGUUCUGUUUCAAGAGCUUAAUUUUGAUCCACAUGUUCUUUUGUACAGUAUGUUUGUCGAUAACUGUAAAUUUUAUUUUUGUGUACAGUUUUGCCAUGCUACGUUUGCUGGAUGACUUAUGCUAAUUUGUUGCCUGAAUGCUACUUUUUAAAUUUUUGCCUUUUGGGUAAUGUGUAGUGUAAAUAUUGGUAGUGAAAUAAAGUUGUUAAACAUUUAAA
Molecule: messenger RNA, 1941 nt
Organism: Hippoglossus stenolepis (Pacific halibut)
Lineage: Eukaryota; Metazoa; Chordata; Actinopteri; Pleuronectiformes; Pleuronectidae
Gene: vgll3
Product: vestigial-like family member 3
Exons: 4
Coding region: 338-1393 (351 amino acids)
Biological process (GO): regulation of transcription by RNA polymerase II
Cellular component (GO): nucleus
Source: RefSeq, a predicted model, not a curated record